AUAUAAAGAAUAUGAUAGGAUAGACAGGCGACAGCUGCACUUCAGCUGUUCACCCAGCGCGCGCGCGCGCUCGUCCGCCGUCGCCCUGCCCAGCCCUUCGCCGGUCCUUUCCCAGGCCUUCGACGCGUCCUUCGCCGUCGAAGAGUCCCCAGCAGCACCAUGCCCUUUUCUCGGCCCGCCGUUGGUUUCUUAGUUAGACUGGUUGGGGUCCGGCCAAGCUGCUGUCCUCCUUCCCGUGCAUUUGCAGCUGUCAGAGCUCAAAAGAUUCAGCUUCCCAAGAAAAAAAGGCGAUUAGAUGAAGUGUGCUUAGAAAGGUUUCAACAAUACAGUAGAACAUACAUCCAGUCAUGGAUUCUUCAAGGCAAAGUCAUUGUGGAUGGAAGAGUUGUGAAUAAAGCUGGAACACAAGUAUCUGACAAGUCUGUCAUCGAAAUCAAGGCUGAAAUCCCAAAAUAUGUAUGUAGAGCAGGACAUAAGCUUGAGGCAGCUAUCAAAGGAUUUGAUAUUGAUUGUGAUGGAAAGAUAGCCCUUGAUUCAGGAUUAUCCACAGGUGGCUUUACUGACUGUUUACUUCAGCAUGGAGCAUCACAUGUUUAUGGUGUAGAUGUUGGCUAUGGACAGGUGGCUGAAAAAAUUCGCACACAUGAACGUGUUUCAGUGAUCGAACGCACAAAUUUAAGAUAUCUAUCUCAACUGCCAGAACCAGUUGACUUGGUGACACUAGACCUAUCAUUUAUCUCCAUUCUCUUGGUCAUGCCUGCUGUUAUCAAAGUAAUGAAAACGGAUUCUACAUUGAUAACACUUAUCAAGCCUCAAUUUGAAGCACGUAGAUCACAGGUAGGAGGUGGUGGGAUUGUUCGAGAUCCUUUGGUUCAUCAAGAGGUACUGGAUAGAAUAAUUUCAGGCGUGGAAGAAUUUGGAUUCUGCAAUAAGGGUUGGAUCGAAUCUCCUAUAAAGGGUGCAGAAGGGAAUAAGGAGUUUCUUGCUUGCUUCAACAGGAUCCAAUAUCAGAGUCACAGCCAGAGGCAAAGGAACCUGUAACCUAGGAUGUCAGCAGAACCUGUAACCUAGGAUUAUCAACCAUAACCUCUGAUAUUCCUGAUAUUCUUAGACUGUCUCCAACAAUAACCGCUAAAUGGUCCGGUUUAGCGCUAAAUUUAGCGGUCGAGGACGUGCGCAAUGCGUCCAACAACAACCGGUAUAUGGCGCGCUAAAUUUUAGCGCUCGUUCGGGAGACGCCAAACGUAGAGGUUGUCGAGCGUCCGCUACACGCUGACUGUUUUUCUUUCCUGUGCUAUUGAAGUGCACGCUUCCUCUC
This is a messenger RNA of Zea mays, 1318 nucleotides long. RefSeq lists its product as uncharacterized. Bases 160 to 1041 code for a protein of 293 amino acids. NCBI's taxonomy places the organism in Eukaryota, Viridiplantae, Streptophyta, Magnoliopsida, Poales, Poaceae. The record is from RefSeq and is a predicted model, not a curated record. The transcript is spliced from 9 exons. Gene Ontology annotation, molecular function: RNA binding; methyltransferase activity. Gene Ontology annotation, biological process: methylation.